CGUUAGAGAGAGAGAGAGAGAAUGACCGUGGGUCCCAAGGGGAGGAAGCCAGAAGGGAUUGAUUGGUCACAGUCGCUUCAGUUGCGCCAGAGAAGGGAUUUGGAGCCUGGGUGCACUCAGGUGCGGGACCCACUUCCACUGAAAAAGAGCGGUUGCUCGCCGGCCGGCCGGUCGGCCUCAUGAUCUUCCGUCAGAAAAGGGAUCGAGGCGGGAGCCUUCCCUCUCCCUCUCUUUCUUUCUCUCCUUGCCUCGGAUGCUUGGCUCGUUAGUCGAGACAGAGAGAGGCAAAAGCCAAAACGAGCGUGCCUACGUUUUGACUGCCAGUUUCUUUUCCGGCGACCAGCGUUACCUUGCCGGCGGGAAUUGGAUGUGCGUUUCUCUUUCUCCUUCUUCUCUUGUCCGCUCGAUGCUUACUCGAUCGCCGGAGGAGCCAAGGGAGCUCCGACUGGACGAGAUUCUGGAACUGAGGCGCGUUUCUUGGGAGUCGGUACACGUGGUUUUCUCCCGCGAUCUUCUGGAAAUUUAGCGCUUUGAGGACUCAGGUUGUCUUCGGUUAUUCGAGAGAUGAGUCGAUGCACGGUGUAGGGGGGGAAGAAGGCGGGAUCGCGUUGGCAGCGUGACGUUGAUAGGGGUCCAGUGCGGGGAGAAGAGACGAUUGUGUCAUCAUCAUGACGCAUUUCGCGAAGCUCGAUGACUCCCCGAUGUUUCGGAAUCAGAUUCAGUUACUGGAAGAAAGUACAGAGUCUUUGAGAGAAAGAAGUCUGAAGUUCUACAAAGGAUGUCGCAAAUACACUGAAGGACUUGGUGAAGCAUAUGAUGGGGACAUUGCUUUUGCAAGCGCUCUUGAGAUGUUUGGUGGAGGCCACAAUGAUCCGAUUAGUGUUGCUUUUGGAGGCCCUGCUAUGACUAAAUUUACUAUUGCAUUGAGGGAAAUUGGCACCUACAAAGAGGUUCUACGUUCUCAGGUUGAGCAUAUGCUUAAUGAUAGGUUACUGCAAUUUGUAAAUAUCAAUUUGCAGGAUGUCAAGGAAGCACGAAAGCGCUUUGAUAAGGCAAGCCUCAUUUAUGACCAGACACGAGAAAAGUUUUUGUCACUUAGGAAAAGCACCAAGAUGGAUAUUGUUGCUGUUACAGAGGAGGAACUUCACAGUGCAAGAGCUUCUUUUGAACAGGCCCGCUUCAAUCUGGUCACUGUGUUAUCAAAUGUGGAAUCAAAGAAAAGGUUUGAGUUCUUGGAGGCUGUUAGUUUAACAAUGGAAGCUCAUCUUCGCUAUUUUAAGCAAGGUUACGAGUUGCUGCACCAAAUGGAGCCUUAUAUCCAUCAGGUGUUGACUUAUGGACAGCAGUCAAGAGAAAAAUCCAACUAUGACCAGGCUGCUCUUGCUGAGAGAAUGCAGGAAUACAGAAGACAAAUAGAUCGUGAAAGUAGGUGGCCUUCUAGUGGCUCUCAUGGUUCACCUACAAGGGAUGGAAUACAGACCAUUGGCAGGAGUUCACAUAAGAUGAUAGAGGCAGUUAUGCAAUCAGCCAUAAAGGGAAAGGUUCAAACUAUCCGGCAAGGAUAUCUUUCAAAACGUUCAUCAAACCUGAGGGGUGAUUGGAAGAGAAGAUUCUUUGUUCUUGAUAGCCGAGGAAUGUUAUAUUAUUAUCGCACACAAUCUGGAAGGCCAUCUGGAGGUGGAAGCCAAAAUUCUUAUAGUUCCUCUGAACAUGGUUCUGGGUUGCUGGGCAGAUGGCUUUCUUCCCAUUACCAUGGUGGUGUGCAUGAUGAGAAGUCUGUUCCACAUCAUACAGUUAAUCUGCUCACGUCCACAAUUAAGGUUGAUGCAGAACAAUCAGAUCUUCGCUUUUGCUUUAGGAUUAUUUCUCCAUCAAAGAACUACACAUUGCAGGCAGAGAGCGCACUGGAUCAAAUGGAUUGGAUUGAAAAGAUAACUGGAGUAAUUGCAUCAUUGCUUAGUUUCCAAUCGCCUGAGUUGGGACUGCCUUCUAGCCCAAUGGGAAGUGGUCAUCAUCAUACUGCUAGUGAAAGCAGUUCUUUAGAAAUCCCUUCUGAUGCUGAUGAUGCAGCUUUGGGGGAAUGUACUUCAGACAAGAACUUGAUUACAGGAAAUCAUGAACAUUCUACUAGAAGCAUACAGCAGCACAGGUCCAGCAUGAAACGCGAGAAGCCCAUUGAAGUGCUGAGGAGAGUUGAUGGCAAUGACAAAUGUGCAGAUUGUGGGGCUCCUGAGCCAGAUUGGGCCUCUUUGAACCUUGGCAUUCUUCUUUGCAUUGAAUGCUCUGGUGUCCACCGUAAUCUUGGUGUACAUAUAUCAAAGGUUAGGUCUCUGACACUUGAUGUCAGGGUAUGGGAGUCCUCCGUAAUCAAUUUAUUCCAGUCACUUGGUAAUACAUAUGCUAACUCAAUUUGGGAGAAGCAGUUGUAUUUCACAAAUAAAUUGAGUUCAGAUGAUGCUGACACGAGCUCUAGUGAAUCUGAGGAGAACCACCACCCAAUCCUGAUGAGCAAACCUGCUCCUGGCGAUCCAAUUUCAUUUAAGGAAAAGUACAUUCAAUCGAAGUACGCAGAAAAGCUUUUUGUUCAAAGUCCGAACUCAAGUCAGAACCUUGUAUCUGUAGCUCAACAGAUGUGGGACAGUGUUCGUGCCAACAACAAGCAAGCUGUGUAUCGCCUCAUCGUGGAUUCAAAUGCUAAUGUAAAUGUUGUAUAUGGGAAGGGAUCAAUUAGUCCAGUCCUGACUCUAGCAAAUGUUAUGCUUUUGCAUGACCAACAUAAUUUACCGCAUGAUUGUGAAACUCCACACAUAGAAUUGGAUGCUGCUAAUAAGUCACUGGCAGUAGAGUCCUUGUCAAGACAGACAACCUGGGGAACCUCUUGCUCUCACUCUGAGUGGGCACCGUCCAUAAGCAAUCUGAGCUCGAUGGGUACAAAUGAGAACAGUGGUGAGCUGGAUGAAGAUCUUGAAGGCUGCUCCCUCCUCCACUUGGCAUGCCAUACUGCAGAUAUUGGCAUGAUAGAGCUUCUCCUGCAAUAUGGUGCUAAAAUAAAUGCUUCUGAUGCUAAAUGCCGAACACCUCUUCACCAUAGCAUUUUUGAAGGCCAUAAUGCAACUGCAAAGUUGCUUGUUUCUAGAGGUGCCGAUACUUUGGCUGUUGAUGGAGAUGGAAAGACCCCUCUUCAGUUAGGUAUGGAUGCAGGAACCAUCAACGAUGAAGAGCUUUUCAUUCUUUUAUCUGAUAUGAACAGAUGACUUGAGGGCGCCGAAUAGUGCAGAUUUAUUCUGUAAGAUUAAGGGUCUGUGCCAGUUCAUUCCAGGAUGAGGUGAGCGUCUCGAUCAUUACUUUACUAGCAGUUGCCCUUGGUUUACUUAUCUGGAAAAAACAGGAGUUGUUUUUAAUACGUCAAUUAUAUAUGUCCAACUAAGGUGGUCCUCAUAGAUUUAUCCACUACGGAAGCCUUGAGCCUAUUUUCAUGGGUACAGUCGUGAAGUUUGUGAUCGGGCCCUACCACCACCCGUUCAGUUACUAUGGUUUGCGUUUUCAGUCUGUAUACUUUCUCUUCGCCUGUAGCCUUGUCCUGUUGUCGGUUCUCCCACCUGUAUUUUCUUCACAGAUGGAUCAUUAUUGUUCAUAUUUUUUUAUUGUAAACUCGACUUGUGUUGAAAUCCUCGAUGGAAGAGUACUGGCGGUCUUUACUA
Molecule: messenger RNA, 3701 nt
Organism: Nymphaea colorata (pocket water lily)
Lineage: Eukaryota; Viridiplantae; Streptophyta; Magnoliopsida; Nymphaeales; Nymphaeaceae
Product: ADP-ribosylation factor GTPase-activating protein AGD3-like
Exons: 19
Coding region: 669-3254 (861 amino acids)
Cellular component (GO): cytoplasm
Molecular function (GO): GTPase activator activity; protein binding
Source: RefSeq, a predicted model, not a curated record